This is a messenger RNA of Daldinia caldariorum, 3120 nucleotides long. Its product is annotated as NAD-specific glutamate dehydrogenase. The transcript is spliced from 2 exons. NCBI's taxonomy places the organism in Eukaryota, Fungi, Ascomycota, Sordariomycetes, Xylariales, Hypoxylaceae. The coding region runs from base 1 to 3120 and encodes 1039 amino acids. The record is from RefSeq and is a predicted model, not a curated record. Gene Ontology annotation, cellular component: mitochondrion. Gene Ontology annotation, molecular function: L-glutamate dehydrogenase (NAD+) activity.
AUGACGACUAAUCCAGCCAACAAGCUGCUGGGCAAGGUUCAGGGUUCUGAUCAAGUUUCACGGCACCCCUCCCCCCAGCCCACCCAUUUCUCGGUACCCCUGGGUACGCUAGGUGGCAACGGACAUAGGGUCCUCCGUUCUGCUACCGUGGGAUACAUCGCGCCCGAGUUUAAGGGACGCGAUGAGCAGAUAGAGCAAGUCAAGAACAUCAUCCUCAAGCAAGGAUGGAUUCCCGAGUCACAUCUCGAUGAGCAAGUCUCAUGGUUCUACAACGAGCUAGGUAUCGACGAUGUCUACUUCCAGAUGGAGAGUGCCGAUGUCAUCGCGACCCACAUCACCUCCAUGUACGCUGCCAAGGUUGCGGCGUACGCCCGCGUGGACAAGCGUGAAGAAAUCCGCUUAGACAUGGAAGCUACCGACCACGCCAUCUAUAUCGACACUAGCGAAGCCGGUAAGAGUUCGUUACACGGUCCACGCUUCGAAAAUAGACUCGAGGCCAAGUAUCUAGACAACGUGGACCCCAACAAGCGGUUCAGGGUUGAGACGUUCCGCUCUCCUGGCACCAUAGCAAACGACCCUUCAUCUAAGGCCUCUCUACGAUGCUAUUUCGUAUAUCAGUGCCAAUUCGUAGAUCCGAACCCAGAACCUGGCGAGACGCGCCUUGAGAUCAUCAGCGAUCGUAUGUUCCUGACGAAAGCGACCAAGAACACCAAGCAGAUUUAUGAUGAUAUCAUCAAACUCGCCGUUGCCAGGACUGGUCCUGUCAUCGAGGUGUUCGAUAUCGAGGGCUCGGAGGAGAAACGUCUCGUCAUGGCUUUCCGCUCUCGCACUGCGAGGGGUAUUUUCAGCGCCAUGAGCGAUCUCUACCACUACUACGGUGUCACAAGCACCAGGAAGUAUGUAGAGCAGUUCUCCAAUGGCAUCACAGUCAUGAGUAUCUACCUCAAGCCGGCGACGAACCUUGAUACCAAGCCCAUGCCGAUCGAGCAGUCGAUCCAUCAGAUCACCAAGGAGAUUUCUCUCCUGUACUGCUUACCCCAGAACAAAUUCCAUUUCUUGUUUGCCUCUGGCGCGCUGAGUCUGCAGGAGACCGUCUACGGCCACUGCGUGUGGGUGUUUGUUCAGCACUUCCUCAACCGUCUCGGCACGGAGUACGUGUCUAUCAAGCAAGCCUUAGAUUCCAAGAACCCGGCACACGUGGAGAUCUUGUCCAAAUUAAAACGACGUCUUCGUACGGAGACGUUCACUCCGGAUUACAUCCUCGAAAUCAUCUCGUCCUACCCCAAUCUAGUCCGUCUGUUGUACGCCGCAUUUGCCAGCGUUCACCUGAGUGUUGGUCCCGGUUUUGAAAAGAGCAUAAUCGCGCCGACGCCCGCCGUGGAGGUGCUCUCGGAUGCUAAGCUUAAGGAGGCUAUUACUCGAGAAGUGUCUAAUGAGCACCAGGAGAUGGUAAUGACGGCCUUCCGGAUUUUCAAUAAUGCUGUCUUGAAGACCAAUUACUUUACUCCUACGAAAGUAGCCCUCAGUUUCCGUCUCGACCCAUCCUUCCUGCCGGAGAUCGAAUACCCCCGACGUCUGUACGGAAUGUUCCUCGUGAUUAGCGCUGAAGCCCGCGGCUUUCAUCUGCGGUUCAAGGAUGUCGCCCGAGGCGGUAUCCGAAUCGUCAAGUCCCGCAGCAAGGAGGCAUACAGCAUAAAUGCCAGGAGCCUCUUCGACGAAAACUAUGCCCUCGCCAGCACACAGCAGCGGAAGAACAAGGAUAUCCCCGAAGGCGGCUCGAAAGGUGUGGUUCUCCUUGAUGCCAAGCAGCAGGAUCGUGCUCGGGAGGCUUUUGAGAAGUACAUUGAUAGUAUCUUGGAUCUUCUCCUCCCCGCUCAGACCCCUGGCAUCAAGAACCCCAUUGUAGACCUAUAUAACAAGGAGGAGAUUCUCUUCAUGGGUCCUGACGAGAACACCGCAGACCUUGUCGACUGGGCUACCGAACACGCUCGCGCCCGAGGCGCGCCGUGGUGGAAGUCCUUCUUCACUGGCAAAUCGCCUAAGCUUGGCGGUAUCCCCCACGACGAGUACGGCAUGACGACGCUGUCCGUCCGCGAGUACGUCAAGGGUAUCUACCGGAAACUGAACUUGGACCCUUCCGAGGUGAAGAAGAUGCAGACCGGAGGACCGGACGGAGACCUUGGCAGCAACGAAAUUCUUCUGAGCAACGAGAAAUACACGGCUAUCGUCGACGGCUCUGGCGUGCUCGUGGACCCCAACGGUAUCGACAAGGACGAGCUCAUCCGCUUGGCCAAGGCGCGUGUCAUGAUCUCGCAUUUCGAUCUUUCUAAGCUGUCUAAGGAUGGUUAUAGAGUCCUGUGCGAUGACAGCAACGUCACGUUGCCGACCGGCGAAUUUGUUCCCAACGGCACCCCCUUCCGGAACUUCUUCCAUCUCAGAGAUAGCGGUCUGACGGACGUCUUCGUUCCUUGUGGUGGUCGUCCCGAGUCGAUCGACCUCUCUACGGUCUCCAAGUUGAUUAAGGAUGGCAAGACGACGAUUCCUUACGUCGUUGAAGGAGCCAACCUGUUCAUCACCCAAGAUGCUAAGCUACGUCUCGAGGAUGCAGGCUGCAUUCUUUUCAAGGACGCAUCCGCCAACAAGGGUGGUGUGACCUCGUCGUCUCUAGAAGUCCUCGCCGCGCUGAGCUUCGACGACCAGGGUUUCGUCGAGAACAUGUGCCACAACGCGAACGGCGAGGCGCCCGAGUUCUACAAGGCGUACGUCAAGCAGGUGCAAGCCACGAUCUGCGAGAACGCGCGCCUCGAAUUUGAGGCCAUCUGGCGGGAGCACGAGCAGACCGGCGUGCCGCGAUCCGUGCUCUCCGACUCGCUCUCCGUCGCCAUCACGACCCUCGACGAAGAGCUCCAGAAGUCGGACCUCUGGGAGAACCCCAAGAUCCGCAGGUCCGUCCUCGCGGACGCCCUCCCCAAGCUGCUGCUCGACAAGAUCGGUCUGGAGACCAUUAUCGCACGCGUGCCGGACUCGUAUCUCCGCGCCAUCUUCGGAAGCUACCUCGCUUCCCGCUUCGUGUACGAGUUCGGUAGCAACCCUAGCCAAUUCGCUUUCUACGAUUUGUAA